Exophiala dermatitidis NIH/UT8656 is the source of this 3553-nucleotide messenger RNA. RefSeq names its product solute carrier family 25. Gene Ontology annotation, cellular component: mitochondrial inner membrane. The transcript is spliced from 2 exons. NCBI's taxonomy places the organism in Eukaryota, Fungi, Ascomycota, Eurotiomycetes, Chaetothyriales, Herpotrichiellaceae. Bases 301 to 1566 code for a protein of 421 amino acids. Gene Ontology annotation, biological process: transmembrane transport. The record is from RefSeq and is a predicted model, not a curated record.
CGGGCCCCCCGGGCGUGUCUCCUAAGCCUGGCUAAGCCUCCCCAAGCCUAUCACAGCCUUGCCAGUGCUGUUUGUCCAGAAUGACGGCUCCGAAACCGUGCCGACCGCGGACGUCGCUCCAAGCUUCGGGAUUACAGUGCAGCACUGUGCGGUUUGACGGCGGCCACCACCACCACCACCAUCAAUCAUCACCACUGCAUCGCCGAAAACCCAUGAUUCAGUGCCCAUCACCACCGCCACUACUACUACCGACGUGUCACUCGUACCUCUUUCCCUUCGAUAUGUGUUAGAGGCCAUUGAAUGCCUUUCCCAGGCCCAGGCCAUGCAGCAGCCACAACACUACAACCCACACAACCAUCCGAGAUGGACAGCCGAGGCCCCUCGAGACUGCUCGAGGAACCACCAACACAACGGCCUGCGCCACAGCUUACACCUUCGAAGCACGAUGCGGCGGUGACAUUGCAGGGCCCUGGCGCCCGCCAGCAACAACAAAGCAAACAACCUAUGGAUAAGAGAAGCCUCGAUUAUAUUCUGCGCAGCGGCCUGGCUGGCGGGUUGGCGGGAUGUGCGGCCAAAACCGUCGUCGGCCCUCUGGACCGAGUCAAAAUUCUUUUUCAAGCUUCGAACCCCCAAUUCGCAAAAUACACAGGCAGCUGGUUCGGCGUGGUGACGGCGAUGCGAGACAUCUACCACAACGAAGGCGUCCGGGGUCUAUUUCGCGGCCACUCAGCGACCCUUUUGCGGGUGUUUCCCUAUGCCGGGAUCAAAUUUCUAGCGUACGAACAGAUUCGCGCAUUCGUCAUCCCCGACAAAGCCCACGAGACGCCCGUUCGACGGUUUCUGUCCGGGUCGUUGGCCGGAAUCACCUCCGUCUUCUUCACGUACCCUCUCGAAGUCAUGCGGGUCCGGCUAGCCUUUGAGACAAGACGAGAUUCGCGAUCCUCCCUGGUUCGCAUUUGCCAACAAAUAUACCACGAACAACCAUCACCUCAACACACCGAAUCGUUGGCAGGGCCACCAAAGGGCUCCGCCGCGGGAGUGGUCGCGCAUAAUAAAGCAGUUCCUUUACCAGUCCCCGUGCCCAGGUCGGGCCUGGUCAAUUUUUAUCGCGGGUUUGCACCUACUCUACUGGGGAUGCUGCCCUACGCCGGCAUGUCUUUCUUGACGCACGACACGAUCGGAGAUCUUUUGCGUCAUCCAGUCCUGGCGCCGUACACGGUGAUGCGAUCCACCGCAGGCUCUUCAAACGAUUUCAACUCGUCCACAAAGGUCCAGCCGAGAAGCCAGCUGACGGCCCCGGCCGAACUUACUUCGGGAGCCAUGGCCGGCCUAGUGUCGCAGACUGCUUCAUAUCCGCUCGAAGUCAUCCGUCGGCGGAUGCAAGUCGGCGGCGCCGUCGGGGAUGGUCAUAGGUUGGGCAUCUCCGAAACAGCCCGCAGGAUCUGGCUGGAAAGAGGCUGGCGAGGCUUUUUCGUCGGUCUGUCCAUUGGAUAUGUCAAGGUGGUGCCUUUGGCGGCUACCAGCUUUUACGUCUACGAACGAGCCAAAUGGUUGCUUGGUAUUUGAUGAACCCAAAACCGUGCAGAGUCUCGGACAACCGACAUUUUGUUGCGCCGAUCGAAACACGAUGUCGAGGGUAUCGUUUCUAUGUUUCCCCUUGAACGCCGAACUACAGCGAGCAUGGAAUCUGACUUGUAUGAUACUCGACGAGAAAUGACCGAAUCUGGGAAUUGAAUGGUCGAGCCUGCCCAUUGGUUUCGGUAGCCUGGGCCAGCAAACCGAAACGGGCGCAAUAUUGCAUGCUACAGAUCUUUUUCCGUCUUCCUCAUUAGCAUCGGCUCAUUCUUGUCGCGAAAAAGCGUGCCAGAAACCAUGGAACCGAUGGGAGACCGCAUCACAGGCAGCGGCGGCAGCGGCGUUGGAGGCUACGUGCCAUGUUUGCCCUCUUCUUUUGAUGUGUACAAACAAAGGCAGGUGUGCAGGAAACACUCCUGGCCCUGGGCGCCAGAACGAGGAUCAGGAGAAGGCCCUGUGGGAUUGAAACGGAAAAGCUGCGACCGGCCCCGGCGCGGGCGCUGCAUGAGGUCGACGUCCCCGACACAAAGACUCCUUGCAGUCGGUUCGUGUCAUGAGGCUUUGAAGAACAGUCGGAUCAAAGCAGGUUAGGUUGCCGGACGAUUGUACGAGUCUUCUAGGCAACAUCCACAUAUAUAAGUUUCAUGUCCGGCCCGAAGAGGGCGAGGAACUGCGGUCGGAACCCGUGACUCGACUCUUCAGCCUAAACUUGAACUUAAGAAAGCUUGGAUAUAUUUCAAGAAUCCGACCGGUUUAUUGAUAUGGUGUCAUCCUAAAUCAUUAUUAGCCCCUACCUGAUAUUUCAGUAGCGAGUUUUAUCACAUACAGAUAUGUGGCUCGAAACCGCCGGUCGUCCAAGUUCAAUUAUUAGUGUCCAACCCAACCUCAGCCAUUGCCUUCUCCUCACGAUGUGCUCGCCUGGUAUUACGAACGCUCCAAAGACCCUCGAGGUCCAUUUCGACUCUCUUCUCCUCUGUGAACAUCUGCACGACAAUCCUUGGCGAAUUCGGCCGACUGCCGAACCCGACGUAUUCAGCAUCCGGGGGAUUUUGAUAUUCGUCUUCUUCCUCAUCCACAUCCACUUCCGCUUCCACUUCCACCGCCUCCUUGUCCAGGAAGACACCAGCUUCAGCUCCAGAUCCAGCUUCAACCGUCAAGGUAUCAACAAGCCCAUCCGGCAAAACAGCAUCGUCCACCGCACCCAUAUUGACACAGAUCCAACCGGUAGUGAUGCCAUCAUCACCAUCGCGCAUGGCCAUGGUAUUCCCGACGCUCUGGGCGAGUUUCAUUUUUCUCGCUUUACGGCGCAACUUGAGCUUGAGCUCAUUGCGACCCAGUAAGCCAUCAGCGUAUGGACGCAGUUUAUAUUCUUUCCGCACCCAGCGGCAGAACCGGUCGGCCGAGACAUUGAGGUGUUUGACGCUGCGGGCUGUUCCGAUCACCAUGAUCAAAUUGGCACCCAGGGCCGGCGGGGGGUCCAAGUGGCGUAGGUCUAGUAGGACUAGAUUGUCCAGGCCGAUUUGGACAGAUAGAUGUUCGAGAAUAGGUUGUAGGAUGGCCGGCGGGUCGGCGGGCAGGGGGGGGAUUUCUUGGAGUGCGAGGAGUGGCGAGAUGGGGGCUGGGGGGGUCGGUUCUUCGACUUGGAGAUACCAUGGUUUUGAAGACGAAGAGUCGGGAUCCGAAAUACUGUCCGAUUGCGGCCGCUCACUCUCCGCAGAAGACGAUAAAGGAAGUUGCUGUUGUUGACGGAGACUUGCUCCUGGUAGGCAACUGAACGAUCUUGUUGUAGUCGACGGAGAGAUGAAUUGUACGCGGUGGAGAGGCUUGCGUAAAGGAGUUGAUGUUACCAUCAAUCCACGCUGCUGUAUCCGUUUUGUUCCCGUUGUCGUCGCCGCCGCUGCUUGACCUGUCCUUCUGGAGACCGAGAUGCCCGCCACCAGAGAGGUGACGGUGUCAACGAACGAUUGACGGCAAGCCG